Messenger RNA from Diachasma alloeum, 2028 nucleotides. Its product is annotated as potassium/sodium hyperpolarization-activated cyclic nucleotide-gated channel 1. The coding region runs from base 1 to 1785 and encodes 594 amino acids. NCBI's taxonomy places the organism in Eukaryota, Metazoa, Arthropoda, Insecta, Hymenoptera, Braconidae. The transcript is spliced from 5 exons. The record is from RefSeq and is a predicted model, not a curated record.
AUGAGGAGAUUGUCAUGGUCAGGCAGCAGUUCCGAUCAUGUUCGAGGCUCGUCAUUAAAAAGGUCAUCAAAAGCCUUUCAGCAUCACUGUCAGCUCUCGAAAACCUCCGGAAGCACCCUCCCGAGGCUCCCCCCGAACGCCAGACUGAUCCCUCGUCUCAAGAGAUCCUUCCAAAAACUCAUAAUCAUCUCUGAGCAUCAUCCCUACUCGACGUAUCUGCGGAGUCGUGCGGCGAUUUCCGCGGAGAAGAGGAGGCACGGGAGGUCGAGGAACUGGUGGGUCGUUCAUCCCUUCAGCCGCCUCAGACUCCUCUGGGAUCAUUUGAUGGCCCUCACCUUCGUUUAUUACUUCAUAACGAUACCCUAUGUCAAAAGUUUCUCCAGAAUUUGUGGACGAGAGACUUUCGAGACUUCUAAAUUUGUCAAUCCGGUGUUUGGGGUGUGUCUUGCAGACAUUUUCAUGAGCUUUUUGACCGGUUUUCGGGAUGAGGAGGCCAUGGAGAUCGAAUUGGAGCCAAGGAUGAUAGCCAGGCAUUACACAGGUGGAUUUUUCCUCCUCGACCUGAUAACAUCGAUACCCUACACUUGGUUCACCUCCACCCACCUCGAGCCCCCCGGCCCCGAAGUCAAUUUCCUGCAAUUCAUAGCAGAACUAAUUCCCCUCCUCAAGAUAUUCCGGAUAUCGACAUUGAGACAUUACGUCAAACAACUUAUCACUGCACGCGGCUACAGUUCGGUCACUGACCUAACGGUUUGGUUGUCACUACUGAGUGUUUUCAUACUCCACUGGAGCGCCUGCCUCACCUGGGGAUUCCCCUUCGUCACUCUGUACGCCACGAGAGAGAAGAUCGAACAUUCUGAUGCUCAUGUCAUCAAAAGUGGAAUUUACAAAGAGAACGCUUGGUACAUUUACCUGUUCAGCUUGCACAUGGGACUGAGUAAUAUCGUGGGAUCGAAUUUUAUGGAGUUGAUGGACACUUCUAUGAGUGACAAGGUCAUCAGGUGCAUUCUGCUGCUGUUGGGGACUGGAUAUCUAAUUUAUCUCAUUGUUGUCUUCCUGCAACUGAUUGAAUCAUCCGCCGAGCCUGAGCUCAAGUACCAAGCGAUAAUGAGCCGAGUUAAAGAAUACAUAGAGGAUAAAAAUUUAUCGAAAAAUCUCGGCGAUAGAUUGAUUAAAUACUACGAGUACAGAUACCAGGGGAGUUACUUCAAGGAGAAUGCAAUAGCUAGUACUUUAUCGAAUCAUCUGAGGCUCGAGAUCAAUGUCAGGUCGAACAGGGGACUCUUGGAGACAGCCACAGUCCUUCAUAAUUUACCUAGAACACUUCUGGCGAAUCUAUUGAACUCGAUGACACCGACCAUUUACCUUGAGAAUGAUGUGAUUUACAAGUGCGGUGAUAAGGGGGACUGCAUGUACUUUAUAUCGAGUGGAACUGUAGCUCUAAUAAACUCCAUGGGAAAAGAAUUAGAUCACCUGGUAGAUGGCAACCACUUUGGCGAGCUCUCCCUCCUCCACCGGAACUACCCCAGGGAAGUCUCCGUAAUCGCCAUCGAGACCUGCGAGCUCCUCCAGCUCCACCGGCGCACCUUCUCUCGCCUCAUCAUCCCCAACUCCGAGCUCCACCGAAGACUCACCCGAAUAUCCGAAAAGAGACUCGAGGAGAUCCACAACUCCACAAAAAUAUCCCAGCAAGACCAGGAGAUCUCCAAACGUAGAAAAUUUGACAUGAAAAAACUCCUCAUGAGGACUGAAGUCACUUCAAUCAACUCGACCUCCACAGACUGAAAAAAUAUCGACAGAGAAAUGGAAAUUCAUGGAAAUUCAAUUCUUGUUCAUUCCAGUAUAUAUUUUCUUUCUUUUUCAUUAUACUUAUAUACUUCAAGUAUCCAAGCACGAAUAUAUGUUGGCAGAUGUGACAAGUUUUCUAUAAACUCUCUCGAGUUAUUCUUUCUUUUCGCUACUCCAUGAAACGUUUACAAUUGUUUAUUGAUUCAAUGAUUUCGAGUGGAAUAAUGAAAUUAUAAUUAU